Messenger RNA from Myxocyprinus asiaticus (Chinese sucker), 7418 nucleotides. RefSeq names its product gastrula zinc finger protein XlCGF8.2DB-like. The record is from RefSeq and is a predicted model, not a curated record. The transcript is spliced from 5 exons. Gene Ontology annotation, molecular function: RNA polymerase II cis-regulatory region sequence-specific DNA binding; DNA-binding transcription factor activity. Gene Ontology annotation, biological process: regulation of cytokine production; negative regulation of transcription by RNA polymerase II; regulation of immune system process. NCBI's taxonomy places the organism in Eukaryota, Metazoa, Chordata, Actinopteri, Cypriniformes, Catostomidae. Gene Ontology annotation, cellular component: nucleus. The coding region runs from base 341 to 1660 and encodes 439 amino acids.
CGAAGAAGAAGAAUCAUACGCAUCGCCACGGUUGUUUCUGUUUGGAAAACUUUUGUGGAUAAAAUCAGUGUUCUGCUCUUGUCCUGCACAUGGAGAUCUAGGUGCUUAAUUUUUGUGAAAUAGGAAGUUAAAAAACGUUGUUUUUAUUAUUAUUUGGAUUCCGCCUGUUUAAAGAGGUUUCAAGUCAUUUGAUUUGUACAGCGCUUUUCACAACACACAUCGUUUCAAAGCAUUAUUACAGUAAAUCAUGCAUUAGCACUGAGAUAUCCGAAAAAACAAAAGCAAAUACGGUGCUGUAAGUAAUGAAAUUGAAUUAAAUCUGCUCGACGUGCUGUUAAAGAUGGAGUUUGUUAAAGAGGAGUUUAAAGAGGAGAGUGAAGACUUCAGUAUUUCAGAACCAUUCAGACUGAAGAAUGAACAUACUGAGGAACAAAGAGGGCUGGACCAGGGAAUCGAACCACUACGCGACACGCUAUUGGGCCAGAGCGAAGCCAAUUCAGCAACAUCAAACUGGAAACGCAUCAAAAGCGGAACAAAAUGGCGUAUCCGCUACCUGGACCAAUUAUCAGCAUGGAGAGAGCAGCACGAGCACAGAGCAGACCUGAUGAAGCUGAAAGAGGAAAGUCAAGAACUGAAUGAAGUGGAGGAGAAACAUCAGGAUCAGGAACCUGAUAAUUCCUUUAGUGGUGAAGAAUCUUUCAGUGGCACACAGACUGAAAAAAAUCGCUCACAAAAAAGAACUCGAAGAACAACAACAGAAAGUUCUUUUACCUGCCCUCAGUGCGGAAAGAGUUUCAAUCAUAAAGGAAACCUUAAUAUCCACAUAAGAAGUCAUACUGGAGAGAAGCCUUUCUCAUGCUUCCAGUGUGGCAAGAGUUUCAUACAUAAAGGAGGUCUUAAUGAGCACAUUAAGAUUCACACUGGAGAGACCCCAUACACAUGCCCUCAGUGUGGAAAGAGUUUCACACAAAAAGGAGGCCUUAAUAUCCACAUAAGAACACAUACUGGAGAAAAGCCGUUCACAUGCCUUCAGUGCGGAAAGAGUUUCGCACAUAAAGGAAACCUUAAUUUUCACAUAAGAACUCAUACUGGAGAAAAGCCGUUCACAUGCCUUCAGUGUGGAAAGAGUUUCGCACAUAAAGGAAACCUUAAUUUCCACAUAAAAAAUCACUCUGGGGUGAAACCAUUUGAAUGCAUCCAGUGUGGUAAGAGUUUCACAUACAAAAGAAAUCUUAAACAGCACAUCAGAAUUCACACUGGAGACGCCCCAUACGCAUGCCUUCAGUGUGUAAAAAGUUUUACAGACACAAAAUCCCUUAAGGAUCAUAUGAGAAUUCACACUGGAGAGACCCCAAACACAUGCCUUCAGUGUGGAAAGAGUUUCAAAGAUAAAUCAAGCCUUAAAAUUCAUAGAAGAAUUCAUACUGGAGAGAAGCCUUUCACAUGCCUUCAGUGUGGAAAGAGUUUCACACAAAAAGGAAACCUUAACUCCCAUAUAAAAACUCACUCUGGAGAGAAGACUUUUAAGCCCCGGCACACUCACGGCAAAGUGCGUCUUCGUCCUUCGCUCAGAGCCAAAAAGAAGUUUGAAACAGCUGAGCAACGACAUACUCUAUGGGAACAUUCAGACACCGAGUGCACCGCUGUGGGAGGCGUUUAGAAAUACAUUUAAAUAGGAGGAUGCUCAAGAAUAAAACAUCAACUAAAAUGACAUUAAAAUGUGUUAUCAAUGACUUUAUGCCUCAUUCUAUGAGUAGAAUUCACAGGACAUCAGUAAAAAGCUGUUUUAACCACUCGAUGAUGUAAAGUAAUAUAUAUGCAGUAGAAAAUGUGUAAUGCUUACUUUUGCAUUCAUGACGCUAAUGCGCUAACAUGCUAUAUGCGGUCAUAAUAUGCACUGAUUACACUUAUUGUUAUUUAUGAUGACACUGAUACUACUGCAAAGAUUGGUGUACAAAAGAGUGUUAAUGGGCAAAAUACAGACAAAAGAAUGAUGAUAGGCAUAUUUUAACUGGCUGUAGCAGUUCACCCAAAAAUGAAAAUUCUCUCAUCAUUUACUCACUCUCAUGCCAUCCCAGAUGUGUAUGACUUUGUCUUCCGCUGAACACAUUUGAAGAAAAACAGAAAAAUAUCUUAGCUCAGUAGUUCCUUAAAAUGAAAGUGGAUGGUGGUCAGACCUUUGAAGUUCCAAAAAUCACAGUCAGUAUAAACGUCAUCCAUACGACUCCAGCUGUUAAAUGUCUUCUAAAGCUUAACGAUCACUUUUGAUGCCAAAAAGAUACUUUAUAACUGUAAAUCAUCACUUCUGGUCAGUAGCAGUACGCACAUGUGACAUAAUCGCAUUGGCGCAUUCAUACGAGAACAGACGCACGUGCGACACACCUGGAAGAUCUUUGCUGUUUACAACUGAGUAGGAGCUAGUUGGAUUUGGUUUAGAUCUGUAUUUGUAUCUGUUUGUUUUCUCACAAUGGUGCAUUUGUGUGCUCAUCCUGGAUAUUUCAACCGAGAGAAAAACAUGAGUUUACAUCUGUAACAUGCCAACGGGAAUACUUUACAUAUCAGACCGUGUGAACUCUGCCCUCUUGUGAAUGCGUAUACUGCUGCUGACCGGAUCAUUGAUCCUUACAAUGCAAGUGAAUGGUGAUCGGAAAAUGACAUAAAGGAAACAUAAAAGUAAUGCAUAAGACUCCAGUGGUAAAUCGAUAUCUUCAGAAGUGAUAUGAUAGGUGUGGGUGAGAAACAGAUCAUAAUUUAAGUCCUUUUUACUUCGGAAAGUCACAUUUGGUGCCUGUUUAGUUUCACUUUCACAUCUGAAAUAAUGAAAUGUUAUUUUUGGAACUAAAAAGGUGUGAUCACCAUUCACUGGCAUUGUUAAGACCUACAGAGCUGAGAUAUUCUUCUAAAAAUCUUUGUGUUCAGCAGAAGAAAGAAUGUUCUACACAUCUGGGAUGACAUGAGGGUGAGUAAAUGAAGAUAGAAUUUUCAUUAUUGGGUGAACUAUCCCUUGAAUUCACAAUAGAUAAUGACAAAUCUAAACACACCAUUUAUUAAAAGUUUUUUUUUCAAAUAGUUGAUUGAAAUGUUAAAAGUUGUUAAAACAUUGAUAAUAUUCUGUAAUUGUUGUUAAUAAAUAAUACCCUUGAAAAUUACCAUUGUGUUACUAUAGUAAUGUUGUUACAAUUACUGUAGUAACCAUGUUUUUAUGCCAGAAAUCAUCUCGGUUUCAAAUGUAGACUUGGCUCCCUGAAAGGAGGGACCGUGAUGCUGAAUCAGUAGCUGAUGCUAUGGAAACUUCUCGCAGGAGUGAUGAUCUCUGAAGCCCAUAUAGAAUUGCAAAUCUUUUGGCAGAUGGCACUUGACACUUCGCCCCUUAAGCGCAUGUCAUCGCAGGUAUAUAAACUGGAGAACAGCACCAUUUCAUUAGAAUAGUUUCGACUUGGGAGGAGCCAUCUCUCAGUCCCUUAACAGUUAGAAAUGUGUAGUGUGGCAAAGCUACACAGCAUCUCAUUUCAGGGAACCAAGGUUAUGUUUGUAACUGAGAUGUUCCCUUUCAAGUCAACCUUUCGACGCUGCAUCAGAAGCUGACACUGUGGAAACCGUAUACCAUAAUACCGUGCUACUGAUUCAGAAGCACCAGAACAGUGCUCAGUAGCCAACAGGGUAGUGCAAACAUUUAAAAGUAAGCUCCUCUCCACAUUCAUUCAGGUUAAAAAACCUGGCAAAACCACUACAAGCAAUGGCACAAGCCAUUCAAGGUAGUGAAACAUUGACAUGGAGUGAGUCCUGCAUCCAUAUGCUGUGGAAACCGUAUACCAUAAUACCAUGCUACUGAUUCAAAAGCACCAGAACAGUGUUCAGUAGCCAACAGGAUAUUGCAAACAUUUAAAAGUAAGCUUCUCUCCACAUUCAUUCAGGUUAUAAAACCUGGCAAAACCACUACAAGCAAUGGCACAAGCCAUUCAAGGUAGUGAAACAUUGACAUGGAGUCAGUCCUGCAUCCAUAAGCUCUUGUGGAAGCGAAGCACUGCUUACACAGGGCAGUGUACUGGGUCCUCACCUUGGGAGGAACACUAAGUCACAAAGAGCAUUUCAGAGCAUAGAGCUGUCUCAUCAGGGUCCCUAGCCUGCAUUAUGAUGUUGAGCACUGACCGAGACAACCCUUGAGUGUCUAACAAUCCCAGUUCAAGGGCCAGACAUGAAGUUUGGCAUGUUUGGAGCAAACAACAGCGGGGUUUCCCUGUCUUCCCAGACCUUGCACAACAAUUUGUGUAGCAAGCACAAUGGAUGGACACAUAAUUAUGUUUCUCUGGCCAUUUGAGACCCAGGGCGUCCACGUCCAGCGGAGCCUGUCAAUAAGUUCCAGAGGCAACAGUGCUUUGCUUUUGGGGAGACAAACAAAGUCCAACCUUGGCAUCCCUGAAUACCUCUCAAAUCCUCUGAACUGUCUGAGGAUGAAGUCUCCAUUCCCUCGGUCUGACAACCUGGCAUGAGAGCAAGUCUGCCCCACAGUUCAGGCUACCAGGGAAGUGCACUGCACAUAUAGAGAUAUGUUUCUCAAUCCAGAGGAGAAUACAACACACAAGAACCAGCAUUGGUAGUGGAUGUACUCCCCCUUGAUGAUUUAUGGACUCCACAGUUGCAGUACUGUCCGUACAGACCAAAAUGUGAAGGCCCUGCACUUCUGCCUGAAAGGAUUUGAGAGCCAGGUGGACUGUGAGCAGCUCUAGGCAAUUUAUGUGCCCUUUAGUUCGAGAACAAAUCCAGGCUGAAUGCCAGAAGAUCGUCAAACAGGGCACCUAAGCCUUAGUUAGAUGAUAUGUCAUGCCUUCUUUGUCAGACCACUUGACAAAGUCAAACAUGAUAUCUCUUUCAAACAGAGAUUCUCAGUCGUAAGCAAAUAAACUGUAACUGAUUUUCCUGGUUAUUGGCCACCAAUAUAUCGUGCAUCCCUAGUGAACACAAUUCUUGUUUAGUGUAUUGCGUAUCGGCACAUCAUAGCAUGUUACAGAGAGGUCUAGCUGUCACUCCAGGAUAGAAAAACCAAAAUAAGUGUGCUAUGGCUAGGGUUGCCACUUUCUAAGUUGUAAAAUACGAGACACUCUCUACAGUUGUUUUGGGGGGUGGGGUGGCAGGUGGGGCGGGGGCGGGGGGGUUGGCGGCGGCGGCUUCCUGCUGGCUGAAGUUUUCAGACAGUCUUUAACACACCCUCAACAUUUUUAGCUUGUUUUAAAACAAUGUGAGGACUUUUCAGACGGCCCCUUACACAAUUUCCAAUGAAUACCCGUGUUAAAUGAAUGAUUUUGAACGAUUUCGCAAAUUAGACAAAUUGUGUCCUGUAAUGAUUAGAUAACGGAUGCAACAUUUCAUCUUUUAAUACAGGACAAUCCCAUAUUUUACAGGAUGGGAGGCAACCACAGCUGCUGGCUUUAUGCUGGAUAUGUAGUUUAGUGUGUUUAGGAAUCAUCAGACCGGAUUCAAGACUAAAUCGAUAAUCAUAUCAUUACAACAGGGGUUCCAGCAAAGGCAUAAUGAUGAGUUAACACCAGAGAACAAGACAAUAUACCUGAUAAAAAAAAAAAAGAAGAAGAAAAAUGGCAUGUGAACUGCUGCUUUUAUUGGUUUUCAUGCUUUAAUGAAUAAAACAUCUUGAGGGAUAUUGUGCUUACUGUUCAAUUUGGCGAAGUGUUUAAGGUAAAGUUGCUGUAAAAUGUUUAGGUACACAGUACUGGGUAUAAAGUACAGUAUACUCCUCUCCGUUAGCACUGUCUUUACUGCUAAACAAACUAUAUAUUAAGUUGAAACGAUUAGGAAAACCCGUUAUGAUUGUUGGCUUAAUUGUUUUUAUAUUGCAUAUUACUGCAUAUUUCAUGUUUAAUAAAAAAAAAAAUCCUGAUCAUUAUUGAAUCCCCCUAUGUGUUUUUUGUUUUAUUUACAGUUUUAUUGUGUACCUACUAUUUUUAACCUUAAGUUUGAGCCUACUUACAUUGUCCACUGAGGCUGUAAAUUGUACUGUAAACAUAAUUAAAGAUCUUUCAUUGAAAUCGCAUCAGCCAUAUCACAGGUUUCACCUUUUACAUUUGGGCUAUUUUAUGUGUACAAUUAUUUCAAAAUAUCAUGAAUGUGUGGAUAAAACACUUUAAUAAUCAUAUUAAAAGAUAUAAAGUGUUGAUGAUGAUAAAGCAAGUAACAAAGCAGUUAAAAGUUUUAGAUACCAAUUGAAUAACAAAACAAUAACGUGAAAACUGUAAAUGUAGAGUUUAAACUUUGCCGUUUAUGAGCGGUUUUAAAAGGAAAUUACAGUCCGAUAGGAAAAUUAAAAAAGCCGAUACAUAUACAAUCACGAGAGCUUCACGGAUCUUCUUUGGUAUGUCUGAUAUCCAGGGUUGGGAGGGUUACUUUUGAAAUGUAUUCCACUACAGAUUACAGAAUACAUGCUGUAAAAUGUAAUUUGUAAUAUAUUCCGUUAGAUUACUCAAGGUCAGUAACGUAUUCUAAAUACUUUGGAUUACUUCUUCAGCACUGGUAGAUUUUUUCACUUGUUUUGACUAUAAAAACUCUGCCAGUACAGUAAGACAAAAUACACAUGUUAAAAAUACAUUCUCUGAAAAACCGAAAUAUCUUAUGCAGUGUUGUUUCUAAAACAAGAUCAAUCAAAUUGAUCUUGUUUUAAGGAUAUUUAGAUAUUUUUACAGGAAAACAAUACAAAAAUUAUUAUCAAGAAUAUGAUUUUUGCCCUAAUAUCAAAGGUCUUAAUAGAAAAACAAAUUAUAUUAUUUUUUUUUUAUCUUUAUUAUCAUUCAGUAACACACUGACAGUGAUUAAUGUUGUCAUGAAACAGAGACCCUCCCCUCCAAAUCCGAACACAAGUGGUCACAGGAGAUGCAUUUAAGUGACCUGGUGUAAACAGCGAUGUGUCUCACCUGACCACGUGAUCGGAUCACCCGAGACUUAUCACAAUACCAGGUGGAAAAGGGGUCUGACUCUGCAGCUCAAAAGCUUGCAGCUGCAGUAGUCUUCUUCAGGCUUCUAUAGUUGUCGGUUGGAUGCCGAAAAUAAAUAUAUUUUUUGGCUUUGUCUGUGGUGCAAAAAAACUACAAAACAGCUUUUCAUCAGGUUUUUUGUUGUUAAAAUAGACAAAUCUAUCAGAUAUUUCUUCCCAUUUUUCUCAUAGGAAUGAAUGAGUAACUAAGUUAACGGGGCUUUGCUUUCCCCCUUGAGUGGGUGGAGCCUUCUUGCCGACUGUAUCUAUUAGAUGAUAUGCAAAUCUAUUAUGCAUAACCAACAGUCCACUCAGCAUCUGUUUGUGUUAGGUUGUAUAACGUCAAACAUGAUGUUAUUCUUUAUAUUAUCUCCUUAAUGUAACAUUAGUAUUUGUUUCUGUUUAUACACAUUGUAUUUCACAAAAAACCUCCCUGCAC